AUGAACUAUUCAGACCUCCAAUCAUUCGGGCGACUCGGCCUCGAGUACGGCUUUGUUUAUCACAAAGCCUUCCACUGGCCAACCAACCAAGUUUACGUUCUCGAAAGCUUUAUAAGCGAAUGCAUAUCCGGCAACGGCCCUGAAAUCCGCCAACAGAUCGAGAUCUUCCGCCACGUGGACCACCCCAAUGUGAUGAAAUUCGUCGACAGCUUCGAUCUUGGUUACGAUCGUAUUGAACUCCUCUUAGAGUUCUUCGAUGGUAAGCCGCUUGACCAAUCUUGUAUCACCGACAAACAGAUACUUUCCAAAAUAGCGAAACAAAUCUUAAGAGGGCUUUCUUAUUUACAUAAACGUCGCAUUGCUCAUAAGGGUAUUAAGCCUUUGAGUUUGUUUAUGGAUUCAAGACACAAGGUGAAGAUUACAGGCUUUGUUGCGAGUAAUAUCGAAGGAAGUGUACCUUAUAUGAGUCCCGAUUACCUUUCUGGGAAGUAG
Molecule: messenger RNA, 492 nt
Organism: Pistacia vera
Lineage: Eukaryota; Viridiplantae; Streptophyta; Magnoliopsida; Sapindales; Anacardiaceae
Product: mitogen-activated protein kinase kinase 5-like
Exons: 1
Coding region: 1-492 (163 amino acids)
Biological process (GO): protein phosphorylation
Cellular component (GO): cytoplasm
Molecular function (GO): ATP binding; protein serine/threonine kinase activity
Source: RefSeq, a predicted model, not a curated record